Solanum verrucosum is the source of this 878-nucleotide messenger RNA. Its product is annotated as transcription repressor MYB6-like. The record is from RefSeq and is a predicted model, not a curated record. Bases 53 to 874 code for a protein of 273 amino acids. The transcript is spliced from 2 exons. NCBI's taxonomy places the organism in Eukaryota, Viridiplantae, Streptophyta, Magnoliopsida, Solanales, Solanaceae.
CAUCUUCACUUCUUCUUAGUUCUGAAAAAAAUUCUAAAAAAAAAACAUAAAAAUGGGAAGAGCACCAUGUUGUGUUAAAGAAGGAUUACGUAAAGGGCCAUGGUCUACUAAAGAAGAUUUAUUACUUACUAAUUAUAUCAAUCAAUAUGGUGAAGGCCAAUGGAGAUCUUUGCCUAAAAAUGCUGGAUUGCUUAGGUGUGGAAAAAGUUGUAGACUAAGAUGGGUGAACUAUUUGAAGCCAGGGAUUAAAAGAGGAAAUUUUAGUGAAGAUGAAGAAGAUCUUAUAGUGAGAUUACAUUCACUUUUGGGUAAUCGUUGGUCAUUAAUUGCCGGACGAUUACCCGGUCGAACAGAUAAUGAAAUCAAGAAUUAUUGGAAUACGCAUUUAAUCAAGAAGCUCAAAAGCACAGGAAUUGAACCAAAACCCCACAAGAAUUUUACCAAAAAGGAGAAAUCAAGAAAAAAAGUGGGGAAGAAAAGCAACAAUGAGAAGUUUAAGGGUCAAGUUGUACAAGUUGAGAAGAUUAAAGUAUUUGCACCAAAGCCCAUAAGGAUUUCUUGUGGGAUUUUAAGGAACAAUAGUUUUGAAAAUGAUACAUUGAGUACUACUACUUGUUCCUCAAAUAGUAAUUUUGAAAAAGUUGAUGUUGGAAAAGACAAGGAAAAAGAGGUGAAAUUAUUUCCAAGGGAAUUAGAUUUUGGUGAAUUACUUGAAGGGGAUGGAUUUUUUGAUGAAUUUCUUAUGGGAGAAAGCUGCAAAUUUUCAAACAAAGUGGAAAUGAAUGAUAAUAUGGUGGAAAAAGUUUAUGAAGAAUAUCUUCUACUUCUUUCUGAAAUUCAAGAAGAUCAAAAGGAGCAAAAAUUCUUAAUGUAAGUUU